Diachasma alloeum is the source of this 2537-nucleotide messenger RNA. Its product is annotated as palmitoyltransferase ZDHHC3. The transcript is spliced from 7 exons. Gene Ontology annotation, molecular function: protein-cysteine S-palmitoyltransferase activity. NCBI's taxonomy places the organism in Eukaryota, Metazoa, Arthropoda, Insecta, Hymenoptera, Braconidae. Gene Ontology annotation, cellular component: Golgi apparatus; endoplasmic reticulum. The coding region runs from base 567 to 1430 and encodes 287 amino acids. The record is from RefSeq and is a predicted model, not a curated record. Gene Ontology annotation, biological process: protein targeting to membrane; peptidyl-L-cysteine S-palmitoylation.
AGCACUGAUCGAGCAACUGCCCGAAUAAUCAACAAUUAAGAGUGUUUCCACCCCCGAAUAAGACCAAAACCCAGAAAACUAAUUAACAAUAAUUAAAAAACAAAAUAAAAGCGCCUCAUUCUUGAUUGAUCCCUCAAUUAAUAAAAUGAAUAAACAAUUCGAAGGGAGAAGUGGCAAGUGUCGCCGAAACGGAAUCAGCGCCUGUCUCAGCCAAUAAAUCGUGUCAAUGCCGCUGUCGCACAUUUCUCUCCACCGUGAAAUGAUCAACCGACUAUUAGUUCAUGACACUAUCUCAUCGGCGUCAAAAAGAGUAUCCGUGUGUGACAGUUGUCAGGAGUAAUUACAUUUUUAUCACGUACUCCCGAUUAUUGACCCCAUUCACCGUUAAUUCAAUAUGUCGAUUGAGGGUGCUAUGAGUUUAAUCUCAUUACGAAUGAGCAUGAUUUCCAGAUCACCGCACUAAAAUGAUUGCAAUUGAACAAAUUGAUGGUUUAACUGUUAAUGAGACGUUAUCGUUGUGAAAAUGAAUUAUUCAGAUUUAUGAGAGUGAGAAUAAAAUCGGAGCUAUGGAUUAUGAGUAUAUGCCCUUUCAGAGAGAGAGGGAUAUUCAUAAUAGAUGCUGUGGGGGAAAAUUCUGGUGUAUCAAGGAUAUAUGCGGAAUAAUCUGUGCCAUUCUAACAUGGCUUCUCAUAAUUUAUGCUGAAUUCGUUGUGAUGGCUGUCAUUCUCAUUCCUACUAUUCACACGUUCUAUUCCAGUGUAAAUAUGGCUAUUUUUCAAACUAUGGCGUUUUUAGCUUUCGCCUCGCAUCUCAGAACAAUGUUCACUGAUCCAGGAGCUGUGCCAAAAGGUAAUGCAACCAAAGAAAUGAUUCAACAAAUGGGGUUUAGAGAGGGCCAGGUGAUAUUCAAGUGUCAGAGGUGUUGCUCUAUUAAACCUGACAGGGCACAUCACUGCUCGGUUUGUCAGAGAUGCAUUAGGAAAAUGGAUCAUCAUUGCCCUUGGGUGAACAACUGCGUUGGGGAGAAUAAUCAAAAAUAUUUUGUACUUUUUACAUUUUAUAUCGCCGGAAUAUCGUUGCAAUCAUUAUUUCUCUGUAUUCAACAAUUCACCACGUGUGUGAGACAAGAGUGGCGUGAAUGUUCAACAUUCAGUCCGCCAGCAACAGUCGUACUACUGCUGUUUCUCACUUUCGAGGCCCUGCUCUUCGCAAUUUUCACAGCUGUCAUGUUGGGCACCCAAUUGCAAGCGAUAUGGAACGAUGAAACGGGGAUAGAGCAGUUGAAGAAGGAGGAGGCCAGAUGGGUGCGCAAUAGCAGAUGGAAAUCAAUUCAAGCUGUCUUCGGUAGAUUCUCACUGGCUUGGUUCUCUCCAUUCACAUCACCCCCAAAUGCCAAACCUAAAUUAGACUCUUAUCUUUAUUCAGUUUGAGUUAUCGUAUUCUCUCAACUCGAGCUGCAUCGUUGUACAUAUAAUAUAAGUGAGACUUGAGGAAUUGUAGGAGCCUAUCUGCACGUCACUGAUUACCACGGAAAUGAUACAUCCGUUUCUCGACUUAAUCUGUCCACUGAUGAAAAAAUUUCAUAGGAAGACGUGGUGAAAUCGAUAGAAAAUUCUAUUGAACUUCUGUUAAAAAUUCUAUUAGUUUUUUAGGCGCAGAAUUAAGUGGAAUUACUUCAAAAAUAUUCCAACCGUAAAAUCGAAUCAUGAAAAUAAGGAAAUGAAAAUGAAACAUGAAAAAAUCAUUGUAAAGUUGACAAAUUGAAUUUUCUAUGAAAUUUUUUCACACGUGUUGUCUUUCGAAAUCAUUGAUAACAAAUGAUACAAAAAAUUCAGUACCUCUGGUGAUAAAAGACCAUAAAAAUUCAAAACGAUGAUUGUAACAGUGCCUGGAAAUUAAUGGAAACAUAAAACGACUAGAUCAUGUGUAAAUAUUUACAUAAGUUAAGCAUUUUUUAGAAAAUACCUAGGUGUUUGCAAUUUUAUACGAAUUAGGCAUAGCGUUUUGAUGAAUGGAUGAAUAUUAAUCAGGAAUUUUUGACCUUCCUAACUCAGUAAUUUAGGUGGUUAAAUUAAACAUGAGUAUCUCAAUGAAGAAGCGAAAUUGCUCUCAAUAUUAAUCUGUAUUCGACAUUCCAUGAUAAUUAAAUCUUCCGCAUCGAAGCUAUAACUGUACCUUCAGCACACUGGCGCUGAGUUACGCUUUGCCACGUCCGUACUUAUCCUCGCGUAAGCAAGAGACAACUAUAUAUCUAAUAUAUUGUAAUCGAAAAACCGUGAAGCAUGUUGUAGGUUUAAGUGGGAAAUAAUUUGCUGUGCAAUCUGUGUGAUAAAUCAAGAAUGCUUAGAUACGACUAUUGAAAAUCAUUUUUGAUCACUGAAAUACAAACGCGGGAAGAAGAAACGAGAAUUACAGACCACUUACUCAUGAUUUAGGAGUGGAUGUGCUUUUCCAUGCUCCUAAAUUAUAAAUUAAGACAUCACAAGUUGUUUUAUAUCCAAGAAAUAUUGGGUUAAUAAACUUCAUUGAAAAAUCAA